AUCUUCUGGGGUCCCCCUGCAGUGUAUCUCCCCUCAGAGCCAGCCCCCAAGGGCUGGUACCCUUAGGCAGGGCAGGGCUGGGAACCUGAGGCGAGGCACCAUCCCGCUCACACUGGAGCGCAGCAUGGGGACACGGAAAAUCUUGUCACUGUCACUUUAAAUUUCUUGGGGGGAAGGGGGGUUCCUCGACCCCAGAUUCAGAGAAGGAAGUGGGGCAGGUUUGCAGAGAGUACCCAGCAGCUGCUCCCAGGGCCGGCUCAUCCUCAUACGUAAAACUUCCUGCGAUGACACCGGAAAUACAAGUGCUGUCCCCACGACCACAGCCCCCUGGAGCCCGGGCCAGAGGGGAGCCAUGGACAGGCCCCGGGCCCUGGGCCUGCUCUGGGCGCUGCUGACUCUCUGCCUCACUGCCGGGACUCCGGAGGUGUGGCUGCAGGUUCAGAGGGAGGCCACCGAGGCCUCCUUCACCGUCCGCUGUGGAUUCCUGGGCUCGGGCUCCAUCUCCCUGGUGACUGUGAGCUAUGGGGGCCCCGACGGUGCUGGGGGGACCACGCUGGCCGUGCUGCACCCCACACUCGGCACCAAGAACUGGACAGCCGCCUGCCGGGCCCGCUGGGAAACCAGCACCAGCGUCUCCCUCACCUUGGAAAGCGCUCCCACCGCAGGGAGGGGCUCCGGUCCCAACACCACCUUCUGCUGCAAGUUCACUUCCUUCCCUGAGGGCUCCCAGGAGGCCUGUGGGAACCUGUCCCUCAGCACAGACCCAGGGCUCCCUGCUGCCAGUCCAGCCCCCGUGCUGCGGGCCGACCUGGCCGGGAUCCUGGGGGUCUCGGGGGUCCUCCUCUCUGGCUGCAUCUACCUUCUUUACCUCCUGCAUCGGCAGAGGCACUGGGCCAUCAUGAAGCUUCAGCCGCCCAGACACAGCAGCCCCCAGACAGACGGGAGAGCCAGUGCAGCCGGCCAAGCCUCCCUGACCUCCUUCCACGUCCCCUAUGCCACCGCCACCGUCACGACCGCCAACUACUUCAGCCCAGCAACCCUGCACCGGGUCCCCCCACCCCAGUCACUGCCCGGGUGGGUGCCGCUCCCCACCCACGCCGCGCACCGACCCCAGAGCCCCGGUUCCUGGGCACCCCCGCCGGCCUCCACACGAAGCAGCUUCAUCUCGGUCGAGAACCGACUCUACGCUCAGGCGGAAAAGCGGCCGCUCCACGCCCGCGCCGACCGCAUCCUGCUCCCGGACCCUCUGGGGCGCAGAGCCGCUUUGGGGCCUUCAGGAGUGCGAUGA
This is a messenger RNA of Odocoileus virginianus texanus, 1288 nucleotides long. RefSeq names its product PVR related immunoglobulin domain containing (gene PVRIG). NCBI's taxonomy places the organism in Eukaryota, Metazoa, Chordata, Mammalia, Artiodactyla, Cervidae. Gene Ontology annotation, cellular component: plasma membrane. Gene Ontology annotation, biological process: negative regulation of T cell receptor signaling pathway. Gene Ontology annotation, molecular function: signaling receptor activity. The record is from RefSeq and is a predicted model, not a curated record.